This is a messenger RNA of Hyaena hyaena (striped hyena), 819 nucleotides long. RefSeq names its product chromosome unknown C20orf144 homolog (gene CUNH20orf144). Lineage: Eukaryota; Metazoa; Chordata; Mammalia; Carnivora; Hyaenidae. The transcript has 2 exons. The record is from RefSeq and is a predicted model, not a curated record. Bases 129 to 770 code for a protein of 213 amino acids.
GCAGUUUUACAGCUCAGAAACCAAGGCCGGAAGUCACAGCCAGAGUAAAUGGAGCCAAGAUUUGCCUGUGGGUCCUGGGAGGAGGAGCUUAGAGCCUAGAGCUGGUGAGGUUGACCCAUGAGGUCACAAUGUGGCCUCCGCAGGAUAGAGUGAGGGCAGUGUGCCCCUCCCCCAGCCAGAGGGCAGGGCAGAGGCAGCGGGGGCUGGGGCCCCCAGUGGUGACCAGCCCUGCCAUGGGAAACAACAGUUCUCACAAGAGGACCAAAGUGCCCAAACGGGCCUGCAAGGAGAGGCCACCCGACAUGGACAAGGCUGGGCAGAAACAGCAGUUCUUCAGCCACCUCAAGCAGAAGAAGCCAAGUGCCAAGAUCGUGCUGCUUUUCCCCUUGGACAAGCGGCAGCAGCUAGCCGAGGUGGCGGCGGGCCCAGGCGCGCGGCCCGGGCGGCCAGGCGAGGACGCGACGGGUGCCCCGGUGGGCUCCCCGGAGGCGGCGCCCAUGCUGCGAGGAGCGGGCGACUGCGCUGAUCGGCGCGAGGGCGCACGCGCGCGCGAGAUGAAGAAGAUCUUGGUCCUGCUGCUGCUGCUGGACGCGCGGCUGCAGGAGGCGGGGCGCUGCGCGGCGGGCGCGCCCGGGGCCGCGGCCAAGAGCGCGCAGGGCUGGCAGCGGCUCUACUCCCGCCUGCUGACCGUCGUCGAGGCGGACCGCGAGGCCGACCCAGCCGAGGAGCAGCGGCGCAAGCGGGGCCGCUGCCCUCGCCCGCGGCCCUGAGUUCCCGGCCGAGCCCCCGGCCCGUGGCCCAGUAAAGAGCACAUAGCAA